AUGGUCACCACCCGGGCAGCGAAGCGUAGAUUGCUCGCUGAAGCCUCUCGAAACACCGCUGCCUCCACGCUUGUCGAGCCCCAGAAUACGUUUCUCAAGCUGCCCCACGAGAUUCGCGAUCAAAUCUACACCUUCGUCUUCGACAAAAGUGUGAUGAAGUUCCGAUGGAAAACCAUGACGCUCCUUUGUGCCCUAUACCCUAUGCUCCGCGGGAGAACAUCUUCCCUACAGCGCACCAGAGGCCUUCCAUUAUGGAUGUUGACUUGCAAACAGAUGUUGCACGAAGUCAUAGAAUUCAUUGUACGAACGCACACUUUAAGUUUAAUGGAAAAGACUGAACGGCCGGAGCGAGCGAUGGAUGCAAUGCCCAACCCACUUGUUAUCUCCAACAAUGGCAUUCGUAACAUUUUGCUCAGUCAUCCGGAGAGUUAUCUGUGGUCCCCAUGGCGAACAGAUAGGAGGUGGUAUUGCCAGAUUAACAAUGACUUUCUGAACGCUUUGAAGCAGCUGCAUGUAAAGAAUAUCUAUCUAGAGUUGCGUUGGAUUUGCUUGACCAAGAAUAGUAUCGAGGCGUCUUCUUGGAUAUACGACGAGCGGAUGGGCUUCUUAGCAGCCUGGACUCCGUAUUGGGAGGGAAAGUUUCGAAAAGUCGCGAUCAACGUCUUGGUCUACGAUGGGAUUCAGAAGGGAAGUCCAAAUGAACAGUUUGUGAAUGAAGCAGAGAAGCUGGCAGUCCGGCUCGUUGGAUCUGGCGGAGUUGUUACAUGGCAUGGCUUCGAUAACACCAGAAAUAUUCGCAUGACAUGGAAACGCGUGGUUGUUGAGCGCAAGAUUUGA
Molecule: messenger RNA, 837 nt
Organism: Bipolaris maydis ATCC 48331
Lineage: Eukaryota; Fungi; Ascomycota; Dothideomycetes; Pleosporales; Pleosporaceae
Source: RefSeq, a predicted model, not a curated record